AUGAGACAGAUAGACAUUCAGAUAGCUCAGACUGCUGAGAGUGUCAAGAGGCAACAAGGUACUCUACUUGGUAAAACAGACAAAAACCCCAAGGAGUGCAAUGCGGUUCAGCUAAUGAGCGGGAAGCAACUUUUCGAGCCAGAAAGGAGGAGGUUCACCGCGGCUGAGAAAGGGAAGCAGAAAGAGUCGAAACAACUGCCAGCCGAUCAGGCAGAUGAGAGGAAUAAAGAACCAGCACUUGAAACAAGUUCGCCAGGGCCAGAACAACCAGCUGAAGCGGUGCGCCCAAUCCCAGAGGCUGUUCCUCCUCGCGAAUACAUUCCUAAGGUCCCUUACCCUGUUCCAGCAAGGGCCACUCGUAAGUACAAAGAGGAAAUGAAGUGCAUGAAGAUGCUGGAGGACCUAACCGUUUCCAAGGAGUGCAGCGCAGUGCUUCAGAACAGGCAGAUAAAGAAGCGAGGAGACCCCGGCAAAUUUUUCCUCUCUAUCCAGAUUGGGAAGACAGUUUUUGCAUGCUCCUUAGUUGACCUUGGGUCCAGCGUGAAUCUCAUGCCUUACUCUGUGGCUCGACGUCUAGGAUACACGCAUUUCAAACCAACUAAGAUGUCAUUGGUGUUCGCAGAUAGAUCAGUCAAAUCCCUGGUUGGUAUUCUAGAGAAUCUCCAAGUAAAGGUCGGGAUCACCUCUGUUCCAGCAGACUUCGUUGUUCUAGAACUGGAAGAAGAGUCUAAAGAUCCUCUCAUCUUGGGAAGACCAUUCUUAUGUACUAUUGGAGCCAUCAUUGAUGUGCGACAGGGGAAGAUUGAUUUGAAUCUUGGAGACAUAGUUAUGCAGUUCGAGAUGGAUGAGUUGCUAAAGAAGCCGAUGUUGGAUGGGCAGACCUUUGAGGUUGAUGAAGAGAUUGAUCCGCUCCAACCUCGAGAAGGAAUGAUCGAGGAGAUUCUUACCGAAGACCCACUGGAGCUUGCACUAGUGCGAGCCGAGGCCGAGCAGAGUGUCGUUAACAUUGAUGCAGAUGGGUAUGCCAAGAUGCUUGACUCCGCAAGGAGUAUGGGAAGAAUGGUAGCAAGUUUAAGUCUGGGGGAGGAGAGCAACAGGGUCGAAACCACUCCAUCUAGAGCGACCCCUACACCAAACUCGUCUGUUCUGUCGAACCAACCAGAGGAUCCCUGGAGCGAGCUUAAAGCUCCCAAGAUUGAGCUAAUACCCCUUCCCUAG
This is a messenger RNA of Brassica oleracea var. oleracea, 1218 nucleotides long. RefSeq lists its product as uncharacterized. The record is from RefSeq and is a predicted model, not a curated record. The transcript is spliced from 2 exons. Bases 1 to 1218 code for a protein of 405 amino acids. Lineage: Eukaryota; Viridiplantae; Streptophyta; Magnoliopsida; Brassicales; Brassicaceae.